Symsagittifera roscoffensis is the source of this 4492-nucleotide messenger RNA. RefSeq lists its product as uncharacterized. The transcript is spliced from 7 exons. The record is from RefSeq and is a predicted model, not a curated record. Lineage: Eukaryota; Metazoa; Xenacoelomorpha; Acoela; Convolutidae. Gene Ontology annotation, molecular function: RNA polymerase II CTD heptapeptide repeat phosphatase activity. The coding region runs from base 100 to 1629 and encodes 509 amino acids.
UGAAUGCAGCGACUAGUUUCACUGACUAUAUGGGACCCUAUUGCUUCAAAAGCUUUAUUUUUCGUAUCAGAAAAUGAAAACUAGUUUAAGUUAUUUUUAAUGGUCAAAGUUAGUCUAAUGAGUGAUCCUUCCGCCAUCAUAACCCAAGUGAACCCGAAUGAGCAGGUUAUUCCAGCAGAGAGUAAAAAUCAUUCGCAAACCGACAAUACAGAUUUCGUCUCUGGAACCGACGGGGCGGCUGGAGUCAAUGGCCAGAAGAAAGACAAGGACUCGGCGGGUGGAUCAGCCGGUGGUGGCUCAAGACACUCGGGAGGCGGAGGCUGUUUCCGCUCUCUCUUCUGCUGUCUGAAGAUCAGGAGUAAGAAGCCCAAGCCAGAGCACAACAACCCCCCAGUAGCUCCCCUGGCCAACACAACUGCCGCGGAGCAGCCAGCCACAAAUCGAGGUCAUUCUCUCCUGCCCUGCAAGAACCCCCUGGAUCGGAACAAGAAGUGUGUCGUCAUCGACCUGGACGAGACACUAGUCCAUAGCUCAUUCAAGCCGAUUGACAACGCGGACUUUGUGGUUCCGAUCGAAAUAGACUUGACGGUGCACCAGGUCUACGUGCUGAAGAGACCCCACGUGGACGAGUUCCUGCGGCGCAUGGGGGAACUGUUCGAGUGUGUCCUAUUCACCGCCAGUCUCGCUAAGUACGCGGACCCGGUGGCUGAUCUGCUUGACAAAUGGGAAGUAUUUCGAGCUAGACUAUUCAGGGAUUCGUGCGUCUAUCACCGUGGAAAUUACGUUAAAGACUUGGGGCGAUUAGGCCGCGAGCUGAAAGAUGUCAUCAUAAUCGACAACUCUCCCGCUUCCUACAUUUUCCAUCCAGAAAAUGCGAUUCCAGUCAACUCUUGGUUUGAUGACAUGGACGAUAGAGAACUGUUAGAAUUAAUUCCGACCAUGGAGAAAAUAGCGAGCACGAAUGACAUCUAUCCAGUAGUGAAGGAGUGUGCCCUAUCGAAACAGAGACCGCCACUAUCCUCGGUCAGCAUCAUGCCUCCCGCGCAGGAGAUAGGCGCCUACACCAUCACCAGUCCUCCCCCACCUCAACCCCCCUCCUAUGCGACCGUCUCGGCAAUCCGAACGAGCAACAAUUCCGAUAGUGGAGACGUGUCUUCGGUUAGUUCCGGGUCCUACACAGUCGUCGCAUCAACUUCGGCAUCCUCGGCAACUUUCGUGGGACCGAAUACGAGACUAAGUGGUGCUACGAAUGCCACAAGCAACAACCCCCAGCCGUCCGAAUCCAUAAAUGUUAAUGUAGAUAACCCUAACAGUAGCUCAGUUAGUAACAUACAGCCACAGCAGACGACAGCGUAUCAAGGCUCAGAACCGCUGAGGGAAAAUAACACUACUACUACUACCACGACGACUACUAUAUUUUCUACAGCCUCUGAAACAGGCUUCGACGAAACCAACAAAGGCCAAGUGUCGCUGCUUGCCGGUGACAAUGAGGUCAAAAGAUCUGCAUCUGAAUUGGUAACGGUGUCAAACUCCUCGCAGGUUGAACUGAACGCUGCAGAUAACUCAGCGGGAUCGAAAGGAUCCAUCUCAGCGAGUGUUGCGGCAACGACAAAUUCAACCCAGGCUUGAUUUCGUGCAGCUUGGAGAAAAGGAAAUGUGGUCGCAAACGUCCAUUAUAAUUGGUUUCUAAUUCACUGUCAACAGAAGUUACGGUCUGAGUUCUAUUCUGCCUUCAGUAGUAGACUAGUCACACUGUCCAGACAAGAUGGCCUUAUUGUACUAAUUCUGUCACUCAUCAAUCGCUUGCGAAAUCACUCUCGCUCUUCUGAGAUCCGCCUCGAACAUCACGAUUUCGAUCGCUUCAAGGGCAUUGCACUAAGUGCUCACUUUUUCUAUUGGGACGAGUCAACGGGUUAGGUUCUAGCUUUGAACUUGGUUUGCCGGACCCCAGACUAAACUUUCAUCAGUACUAUUGCACUUACUUGGACUGUUUUGAUGACUGAUUCAUUGAGCGAGUUGACUAUUAGAUGGAUAUUGAAUUGUAAUUCGGAAAUUAAUUAUAUGUGAAUGCUUCGGAAAUGACGAUUAUGCAAAUUUGAUCUAUUUUACAAAUACUUUUUACAAAUUUCUUAAUUCGAAUUCGACCAAUUUUCAUGCAAUUUGUCAAUUAUUUAGCAUUCAUCUCUUAAUCGAGACGUUAUUGUUGGGAUGAAAACGAUUGUCUCAAGUUAGUUCUGAUGCGUUACACUUGGCCAGACUUAGUUAUUCUCAGCCUUGUACCUUUGGCGUGCUGGGAGUUUCGGUGUAGCACUAAAAAAAUUUUUACUCUUGCUCAAAAUUGAUAGUUGUUUUUAUAGAAGUAAUACCUUAUUUCUACGCCACUAUUAUCCACUGACUGUUUGUUGCGCAUUACAUGAAUUCCAUUCCACGAAACAGCGCAUUGAAAUUUUGUCAACGAACAUUCGUUUAUAUAUUCUUUUUCGAUACGUUGACGAUGUUUUUGGUAUGAAAGUCUCGAAUUUAAACUGCCUCCAGCGUAUGUUGAUGACUCAGUUGCGCCGGAGUGUCUUUGCUUGCUUUUUGAAUUUGGAUUCUUUCGAGCGCCAUGAGUCCCAACAUCCGAAGUGUCCAAGCAAACGAAGGCAGCCGGUGGAGACUUUUACCGGAAUUCCCUUUGCAAUUCAGACGAACUCAAACAGUGCUAUGCCUCAUCAACUUCAAAGAAUUAAUUGUAAAACUGUGAUGUAGUUUUCUUAAUUUUUCGCAUUUUGAAGUCAACAGAUGAUUUUUGCAAGCCAAGCGAAAAGUUUCAGUUUUUUCUUUAUAAUACUAAAAAUCAAAACAGUUGACUUCAAAUUUUGAGUUUGUGUUUGAAAUCAAUUGCUUAGCGUUACCAUUUUGUCACAUGUGAAAAGGUCGUUUCGUUUGUUAUGGCUUUAAUCAUUUAGAUUUUUGAAUUUCCUGCAUUGUAGUCAAUUGCGAUGUUUUUGCAAACUGCUAAUCACUUUUUCUAUUGGUUUCCCGCUUAAUUGAGUAGAUUUUUAGCUGCUGUUUAUUUUCCAUAUUUUAAUUUCCAAGGAAACUGGUUUAAUUUAGUGAUAAGUAGUUUGAACAUAAUUUUCAAUUCAGACAUGUUAAAAAGGUCACAGUUUCAGUUGAAGGCCAGAAUCGCAAAAAUGAUACAUACUAGAAACAAAAACUAAGGUAAACAAAGAGUUUGCAUUUCAGCCAUUUUAUUUUUGUCAAUGGUUCUUCUAAAAGCAGCGCCGAUGGAACCGUAUUAGUGUCCGCAUGUAGAUAAAGUACAAAAAAUCAGCUUUUUUCAAGCUUAAUGGGAACUAGUAACCAACCAGAAUGAAAAAUGUGUAAUUUGAAUGUAAUUAAACGGACGAUUUAUAUUUAUCCCAGCAGCCUUUUCUCAAGUAUCUCUCCUAUGCCUACUAGCUCACACCGGGUAAAAAGGACAAGCCAAAAUACCCUUUCGUUCCCUCCUCUUUAUUUAAAAACUCUCCCUUGCUCUGCUGACCCGGACGCUGGAAAGGGUAUGCUAAUUCCGGCAAAAUUGACAAAAGAGGGUUGACUGAAGAUGCUUUCUUGUUCAAGUCAUGCAACUUAUCUGUUUGACUCUUGUGUGCGUUUGUUUUGAACUGAAUACGCUGCAUUAAAAAUAUUGAAAGAAUUAAGACAGGUUUGAAUUAAUUAAAAGCGCAGGUACGGGCGUAAUUGGGGAGGGUGGAUUUGACACCAUCGCAGCUAAAAGAGUCCCUAAUUUGGAGAAGUGUACCCAUCUCACGAAAUAAUCAGUUCCUCCACUUCACUCAAUUUUCAACACUGAAUUUUGUAUUUCAACGCGCCAUAAAAUUACAGAGACAAAAAGGAAGACGUUUUAUUUAGGAAAUUAGAUUAUUUAUUAAAUGAUAGAGAUCGUUUUAGACCGCUGCUGAAACGUUGACUUUUCUUUCAAGACUGAACGUGCAUCUAGCUCCACUCUGGCUUUCGUCCCCCUCCCAAGAAAAAUUCAUCAAAUCGCUUCUUCACCUCAUAAAAACUUCGAGAUUCUUCCUUUUUCGUGCUGUAUUGUAUCAUUGUUAUAAAUUUGCUAUUCGACUGGUGUAAGCUGUAAGGAAAAACAGUAUAGUAGUACUAACGGACUUUAAUGUAUCUAAAAUCUUCUACUCAUGGUCCCAAAUGAAUUGAAAUUGGUAGUCAACUAUAAACAGAAUUGAUCAAAUCCCCCAAAUUAACUUGUCAUAAUUAUCAAAAAGAUAUAAAUAGUUCGAUAAAUUUAUUGCGAUUCACAAAUGCAUAAUCUUAUUCUGUUCGCUCCAUUUUGAAUAAAUUGAAUUGAAGUGAAUUUAAAUUGAAUUUUUAUUUCAUUCUUACUAUCGUAUUGUACUAGUGUACAGUAGCUGCUAAAGCUAUGGAUUAAUUUCUAAAUUUUGAUAUUUUUUCUCUCAAAGUUGAUAAUUUCAAUUCACCAUACAUGAAUCGA